Molecule: messenger RNA, 1260 nt
Organism: Schistocerca gregaria
Lineage: Eukaryota; Metazoa; Arthropoda; Insecta; Orthoptera; Acrididae
Product: glucose dehydrogenase [FAD, quinone]-like
Exons: 5
Coding region: 1-1260 (419 amino acids)
Molecular function (GO): flavin adenine dinucleotide binding; oxidoreductase activity, acting on CH-OH group of donors
Source: RefSeq, a predicted model, not a curated record
AUGCAGGGCGAGUGUCAGUUCUGCGGUGGCCUUGUCCGCUUCAGUUUGAUAGGUGUGGGCCGUUUUGUAUCGCAGAGAUACCACGCGACUAUAUUAUCACCGCAGGCGACGGUGCGCGGCGGCCGGCGGUGGAGCGCGGAGCGCGCCUACCUGCGGCCGGCGCUGGGCAGGCCCAACCUGCGCGUCCUCACCGGGGCGACGGCCACCCGGCUCAUCAUCGACCCGGCCACCAACUCCACGCGCGGCGUCUGCUUCAUACGGGACGGACGUGCGCAGGAGGUGCUGGCAGACAAGGAAGUGAUUCUGUCUGCGGGAGCCAUCAACUCCCCGCAGUUGCUGAUGCUGUCCGGCGUGGGACCCCGCGACCAUUUGGAGAGCCUGGGAAUCCCCGUCGUGCAGCACCUGCCAGCCGUGGGGCAGAACCUGCAGGACCACCCCGCCAUGGGCGGAAUCACCUUCACCGUGAACGAGUCCGUCACCAUCAUCGACAAGAGGGACGCCCUCAAUCCGGCCAACUGGCUCGACUACCUGCUACGUGGCAAAGGGCCUCUCACACUGCCAGGCGGCGCAGAGGCGUUGGCGUUUGUGCGGACGCCGCUGGCGGAGGGCCCGGGCCCCGACGUGGAGCUGGUGAUGGGCGCAGGAGCGCCCUCCGGCGACUCGCUGGGCUUCCUGCGGCGCCUGGUGGGCUGGCAGCGCAGCGCGUGGCGGAGCGUGUGGGGCGCCGCCGCCAGCCGCGGCGCCGACGCCUGGUCCCUGGCCGCCGUGCUGCUGCGGCCGCGCUCCCGCGGCUCCGUGCGCCUGCGCAGCCGCAACCCGCUGCACGCGCCCGUCCUGCGGGCCAACUACUACGACGACGAGCGGGACCUGCAGGCGCUCGUGCACGGCAUCAAGUUUGUACCAGCUACGGCGCUGUUACAGGCGGCGUCGCUGGGGGAGUCGGGCCCGCUGCGUCGCUUCCGCAGCCGGCUGCUGCGAGUGCCGGCGCCGGGAUGCGAGCGCGAGGCCUUCGGCUCGGACGGCUACUGGGCGUGCGCGGUGCGCCAUCUGGCCUUCAACCUGCACCACCAGGCGGGCACCUGCGCCAUGGGCGCCGUCGUCGACAGCCGGCUGCGCCUGCGCGGCGUGCGGCGAGCGCGCGUCGUCGACGCCUCCGUCAUGCCCACCGUGCCCUCGGGACACACCGCCGCGCCCGUCUACAUGAUCGCCGAGAAGGCAGCCGACAUGAUCAAGCAGGACUGGGGGCAGCCCGUCCAGUAG